Messenger RNA from Macroventuria anomochaeta, 996 nucleotides. RefSeq lists its product as uncharacterized. The coding region runs from base 1 to 921 and encodes 306 amino acids. The record is from RefSeq and is a predicted model, not a curated record. NCBI's taxonomy places the organism in Eukaryota, Fungi, Ascomycota, Dothideomycetes, Pleosporales, Didymellaceae. The transcript has 4 exons.
AUGUGGUUUAAGAAGGAGAACGACGUCGAAAUGUCGGGGAUGCAGGGGCAAACGCAGUAUGAGGGUCCUCCAGAAGAGACAGAAUACCGGCCCGUGAACUGGAAGAAGAUCUUCCUGUCGCCAAAGUACAUACCAUGGCACAUCUUAGGAAUAGCUAUCCUCAUUGUGACCGUACUGCUGUUGCUGCAUCAUGAUGAGGUCGUCUACAAACUUCGCCCCUUUUCAGAAAAGGUCCGUGACCUUCCCGCCGGGUGGCUGAUCCCCGUCGCCAUCCUAGUCGUCAUAUCAUUUCCACCGCUCUUCGGUCACGAGAUCAUUGCGCUGCUAUGUGGUGUCGUCUAUGGACUAUGGAUCGGUUUCGCUGUUGUCGCAGCAGGAACAUUCAUCGGCGAAAUCGGCACUUGGUUCGCAUUCAAGCACCUGUUCCGCCGCAAAGCCCUCAAACUUGAGCGUACAAACCUCAACUACGGCGCCAUGGCGCGCCUCACUCGUGACGGAGGUUUCUUCAUCGUCCUUAUCAUCCGACUCUCCGCGAUCCCAGCGCACUUCUCAACCGCCGUAUUUUCAACCUGCAACGUCAGGUUCUGGCACUUCGUCGUUGCCACUCUACUUUCUCUGCCGAAGCAGAUCUUCCUCGUAUACCUAGGUGUCCUCCUCGUUCAGGACAGCGACGACAAUAUGAUCAAAACCAUCAUGUUCGGCGUGGUGUUCUUGAUCACCAUCGCGAUGGGUGUCUGGAUCUGGAUCAAGAUGACCAAGAUCAAGAAGGUGCUGUUUGACGAGCAGGAGGCACGGCGAGUAAAGAGGGCAGAAAGCCAGGUACGGAUCGUGCCAGAUGUGAAGAGUGCAUUCGAGAGGCGGUAUGAUGAGGGGCCGUCGGAGUUCACGUUGCAGCCGACGCAGCCAACAAGGAUGGUAUGAGCGCUGUGCGCCGUCCGUCCAUCGGACAUUCAAGAAGCUUGAGCUGGUUUAAAGAUUCAGCGUAAUGACACAACG